UAACAGUUUAGCAUACCCGUGACCAAGACUACCCUUAGGCUGUAGGCUACUACCGUUAUUCCCCAUAUUUCAUUAAAGUGAAGUUUUGACGAUAUUUACUUGGUUGAAUGCCGCCUGCUGACGUUUGAUAAUCUUGUCUCUUUAUAAUAGACCACUCGGUGUAUAAUCUGUCAAAACUCCGAGAAUAUUCGCAACACAAGCUCUGAAUAACUCUCCUACUUACCACCAAAAUAUAAACAAAUAAUAUGGAUAUUACAAGAAUGUGUGAACGUUUCAAAAAAGCUUGGUCAAAGAAUUCCUCAGAUACCCCAGAAGCUGUUUAUUUAAGGUUAAUCAGUAUUAAGAAGCAAAUGCAACUACUACAGUCUAAGAUUGUUUAUUCAACAAAAUAUGCCGAUGAAGAAUAUGAAUACAGACACGCGUUUCUCCCUCCGGAAUUAUCAAGAGUAAUUCCCACUGGCCAUCUAUUGACGGAAUCGGAAUGGAGAAAUCUCGGAGUCCAACAAUCCAUUGGCUGGGAACAUUAUAUGAUUCAUAACCCAGAACCACACAUUCUAUUAUUUCGACGAUCGGUUCAAAGAUGGCGAUGAUAAAGUGAAACCAAAUUUUUAUUUUUUAUUCGAAGUUUAUUUUUAAAAUUACUUUCUUACGGUCCCGUUGCAAAUCAGAUAACGUUCACAAUUUUUAUAACGAUAGUACGGCAGAUGAUUCUAAUUUAUCAUCAUGUGAUAAAGUUUUUUACAUAUACCGGCUAAAAAAGAAUCCACAAGCCCAAAUAUACGAGAGACAUUUUGUUAGUAAUGAGUCCAAGCUGUAAAUUUGGAAAAACCUAUCAUCGAUUCUAAACUUCGGACUGAUAUAUCUUCGCAGGGGCAUAGCCAUUAGUAUUGAGGGUCCCUUUUGAAAUGUAAAAAAAAAAAAAAAAUUUUGUGUAUCAUACAUAGCGACUAGCUGUUACGGCCUAACAUGGAGAUUUAGAUUAGAGAUUUCACAACCCCUUUUUCCUUAAAUAUUCCUGCUACAUCCCUUGUCCUGGCGGAUAUAACUCACAGUUGACGAAUACUUUCCUAAUCCUAAUAUUAGACCUUGGCAAAUCAGCGGGUUUAUUUAUCAGACAAAGCAAAAGCCCGACACAUGAUUAUUCUUCCUAUUUGCAAUACGCUUGCUGCAUUCCGUGAUUUGCUUUCCUCCACUUUUGUCAUUUUAUUGUAGAUAGCCAUGAAUAUUCUGUAUAUAGCAAAUAUAUAAAUAAACAGAUAAUAUAUUUAUAUGUGAGAAAAGAGCGCCGAGUCCCAGAUGUUGAUUCUACCAGUCUACACUUCAUUGAUUUCCACUCAAAAAGCAAUGAAGCGUAUUUUCUCUAAUGAUUUAUUUCAUUUCUGUCAUUAUAUUGUAGAUAGCCUUAACUAUUGUGUAUAUAGUGAAUAUAUAGAUAAACAGAUAAUAUAUUUAUAUGUGAAAAACGAG
Molecule: messenger RNA, 1467 nt
Organism: Styela clava
Lineage: Eukaryota; Metazoa; Chordata; Ascidiacea; Stolidobranchia; Styelidae
Product: cyclin-dependent kinases regulatory subunit-like
Molecular function (GO): cyclin-dependent protein serine/threonine kinase regulator activity
Source: RefSeq, a predicted model, not a curated record